Messenger RNA from Trichoplax adhaerens, 609 nucleotides. RefSeq lists its product as uncharacterized. The transcript has 7 exons. The record is from RefSeq and is a predicted model, not a curated record. Lineage: Eukaryota; Metazoa; Placozoa; Uniplacotomia; Trichoplacea; Trichoplacidae. The coding region runs from base 1 to 609 and encodes 202 amino acids.
AUGUCGUUCGAUACAGGGCCACUACCAAGUAAGCCAAUUAAGCGAUUUUUCAGCAAAGACAAGCAAAAGCAACUGCAAAAGGUUGAAGGCAUCCUCAAAUUUGUUACCUCCAAUCCGAAACUUCGAACUAGUGAUUGCGUAGUCGAAUUUCUAAUGCCAGAUCAACAAGCAGACCGUUCUUAUGACGAAGCUAAUUUAGAACAUCGUGCAUCAUCGGCUGUGGAUUUAUACAAUAUUACUCACGCUAAUCAAAAAGCUUUAUUAAAUGUUGCGGCUUCCGUAAAUAUGCGAUCACCGUCUUCCUCUCCAAGACAAUCACCGAUUAUUUCCCAAAGAUUCUUUACACGUCGAGGUUCAGCCACUCCUAAAGCUACUACUGCGAAAGAAAAUCAAGAUGUUGUCUUUAAAGAAGAGGAUAAACCAACUAUGAUUCUAACAUGGAGGAAAGAUAAAUAUAUUGUAGCAGCUGGAACUAUCGAAAAAUUAGUUGAACAAUUGACCUGUGAGGACAGUGCAGACGUCGGCUAUGUUAAAGCUUUCCUUCUUGGCUAUCGACACUUUGCUAAACCGGAAGCAGUACUACAAAUGCUGCUAUCUCGAUAUCUUUAA